GGCAUCACACGCCACUAUCACUGUUGUUCCCAUCUCCAUCUCCAUCCCCAUCCCCAUCCCCCCCACGAUCGUCGUCGUUCAUUCAUUGUAUAUUUUCCGGACUGGGGUUUUUUUAUUACCAUUUGUGCUGUUGCGGCCUGUUGGAACUUCGCUCACUCCCCGCAAUCUCCAUUUUCAUCUCCAUCCUCGAUCCUACCUUGCGUCCAUCAACAGUUCUUCCUGUCUGUAAACAUCCUCCUCCGCCUUGCACUCCCUCACCUCUGCAACCAAAACAUCAACACCCACAAGGGAACAAAAAAUAAAAUAAAAAAAUGUCGAUGCCAGGCGCCUUUUCCCCGGAUCUCCCACCCUUCGAACCCGACUCCAAGAAGGACGAAUCUGCCUCUGUCCAACCUCCAGCCCUGCGUCUCGACCAGCCCUCCGACGCCUACUCUCUCCACACAAACGACCCCUACUUCGAUGACGUCGCCGCCGCCGCCUCCUCCUCUUCAGCAGCAGCCCACGACCUUCCGCCCUCCUAUACAGACGAAUCUCAAGAUACCUCCUCGCCGAGUGCCAAACACCACUCCGUCACCGUGACCACAAACGCUCUUCUUGCAGACGAAGCCGGUCCCUCGCCCCUUCUCUUCCGCAAGGACGCCGUCACAGGUGCCGAGAUCCACACCUCGCGCCGUCUCGACACCGACCCGACCUACCUCGAAGCUCACAUCACCGCCCUCGCCGAGCUGCCACCUCGGCCCUACGUCCGCAUCCGCGGUACCCACACCGAGAGCGUGCGCAAGCGCGACGACAAGACUGAGAGCAAGACGGUCGUCGACUUUGACAUCCGCCUCGACCUCACCCCCUUCCUUUACCGCGACAUCGCCGCACGCCGCUCUUGGCGCGAGCUGCGAACCGCCGACAACUUCCAAAAGGUUCGCCGCGGCACUGUCUUCCCCACCCGCGCCCCGGGCUUCGGCGGCUCGUCCUCGUCCUCCUCGGCCGACGCCGACGUCCACGGUGCCAGACAGCCCACCCUGCGCGAGUGGUGCCACCGCUACUGCGCCUCUCACGCCGGCCUCAAGACCUUCACCCUGCUCCGCACCGUCACGGGCUUCGACGAGGACGAGAAGCUCAAGGCCCGCCUCGAGGACCUCGUCCGCGCCACCCACUACCGCGGCCGUGUUGACGUCCUCUUCCCCGUCCAGGACGCCCGCAUCGAUGUCUACAACACUUGCCGCGUCAACCGCUGGCGCUCGACCACCUGGGUGCGCUGGCUCUUCUACUUGACCUUCCUUUGGGUCUUUGCCUGGCCCUACCUCUUCUUCCGCACCAAGCGCUUCGAAGUUGUCGAGGCCGAAUGGCCCUUUUCCCGCCGCCGGAGGGACCCGCAAACGGGCAGAGUCACGGGCCGCGAGUACGUCACCAUCUCGGAGCUCGACUGGUACAACAUGUGGGGUCGGGCCAUCUCCAAGGCCGUCCUGGAGAGGCGCCAGGGUGAGCUGGACCAGCGCGACCUCAGGGAUGCCGACGGGAGACAGGGCACCAGCUUCGAGGAGGCUCUUGCGGGCAUCGACGGCGAGGCAACGAGGGGCCUCGUGAGGGCCGGUGUCAGCGCCAUGAAUGUCGUCAACCGUCACUUUGGAUGGGGAGGUGAUUGCUGAGCUGCCGAGCAUGACACAUCGGUGUGCUCCGGGCGUUUCUUUGAUUUUCCCGUCUUUCGUCGUUUGGUCUCUUGUUUUGCGCCGCCAGGGGGGGAAUAGUUGACGGCACUUUGCCUGCUGCUCGGGUUUCUCAUCACAAUGACCGAAAUCGCGUUUUGCUUGUUUACUUGUUUGUUUAAUCGUCUACUUGCAUUGCUUCUUUUCGAAACGAUUCCCAGACUGACGCAUUACGAAUCCCCUUUUCUCACCUCUUUCUGUUUCGCCCUUUUUCUCUGUCAUUUGGUUGGAGUACCAGUGUUUUGCAUAGGUAGCGAGGGUUAGGAGUACUCACGAAAAGCGCAAUUUUAUUACAACAUCAACCCGGAGACCCCUUGUGCAGAAACGACACUCUUCAUAUGAAGAUGACGAACUGGAUAUGUGUGUUUGUAUGCAUGAGAGAGAUGUGUAA
Messenger RNA from Colletotrichum destructivum, 2091 nucleotides. RefSeq lists its product as uncharacterized. Bases 312 to 1643 code for a protein of 443 amino acids. The record is from RefSeq and is a predicted model, not a curated record. NCBI's taxonomy places the organism in Eukaryota, Fungi, Ascomycota, Sordariomycetes, Glomerellales, Glomerellaceae. The transcript has a single exon.